Messenger RNA from Effrenium voratum, 600 nucleotides. NCBI's taxonomy places the organism in Eukaryota, Dinophyceae, Suessiales, Symbiodiniaceae. The record is from the annotation of a GenBank genome assembly.
GACUUGCUCAGGCUACUGCACAAGGAGCCCGGGACCUGGCAGCGCGCCUUAGAGCCGAAGUGGCUCAUGAGGUAUCUAACACUCUGCGACAGCACCUGCCCCAAGGUCUUCCGUAAGCAGAAAGGAGCGGCUGGCACCGAUGGCUGGUCGGGGGAUGAAGUCAAGCAUUGGUGCCCGGGUAUGAUCCGAAUGUACCGCGACCUUGCGCUUAGGCUGGACCUUGGGUUCAGGGGGUACCUCAACUUUGAGAUCAUCAUCAUCGACCUCCAUGGAAUCGGGAGCGGGCGGGUCCAGCUGGGUCCCAGCAGGUGCACCUUGGCGGCCUUAGCCUGGGCCAUAGCAGCCUGUAAGUACGACAUCGCUGGGGCGUCUCCACGCGGUAUCAAGCUCAUGGACCUUAGCAAGUUCCUGAAAGGCGGAGCAUUCCUGGAGGGAGGCGAAGGCCAAGUUACCUUGGGGGGCUUCUCCGAGGCCACCAUUCAGCGGAAAUUCUCCAAGGGGCUCCAAGCGGCGCAGCUCCGUGAGUCCGAGGGCUUCUACCACGUUGUUGACUGGUGCUACGACUUGGCGCAGGGCAAUUAUCGUCGGAAGGCAGGUUAA